AUGGCUGUUCUCGCAGCUUCUCGCACUGCCAACACCCAGCCGAGGAGUCCACGGUCACCUUCACUGGCUCCCACAGAGGAUCAACUUGAACCCAUAUUUGAGGACAAAUUUUUCGGUACUUAUGGAGAAGAUGAUAUAGAGUGGCUGAGUGAUGAUAGAAAUAAUUCCACCAAUGAAGAGGAGGGCCUGUACGACUCAGGCGAGUGGGAACCUCCCACACAGGAUGAGAAUGAAUGGGAGCCUCCUGUAGAUGAAGAUGAUCAGGGCACUGAAGAGAUAGAAGAACAUGUUGUAGGGCAAGAUAAUAUUGUUGUCGUACCAUAUCCGGAUGCACGCGCAGGUAAACCCAUAACUGGACGACCUACUCGCUGUGCAAAUGCCACAUAUGGAAUUGAUGCUGGCAGCACUGUAAACAUUUAUGCCCCCUUUUCCUCCCAAAUGGACUGGGAUAUCGCCAAAUGGGCGAAGCUACGUGGUUCUAGCUCAACAGCAUUUACUGACUUGCUUGAAACUGAUGGAAAUUCAAAAGAGCUAGACAAGAUCAUCGACAACAACCUUCCCGGGCGACUGAAGUUCAAGCGUGAACAAAUCAUUGUUGCGGGGGAAGCAUUCAAUGUCUUCUACAGAGACAUUAGUAAAUGUAUCAAAGUGUUGUACAGUGACCCUGACUUCACUGGUUUUCUAGUAUUUGCACCUGAGCGUCACUACGCUGAUGAAGAUCAAACCGUACAGUUGUUUCAUGACAUGCAUACCGGCCAGUGGUGGUGGGACACGCAAAGAGCGCUUGAUCAACGACGUCCAGGCGCCACAAUCAUUCCCGUUAUUAUAUCGAGCAAUAAAACCCAGGUGACGAUGUUCAGGAAUAAAAGUGCCUAUUCCGUCUAUCUCACCAUUGGUAACAUUCCAAAAGAAAUUUGCAGAAAGCCAUCCCGUCACGCCCAUAUCCUCUUGGCAUACUUGCCCACUACCCGCCUUGAGCACAUCGCAAAUAAAGCUUCAAGAUGCCGUACUAUUUCAAACCUUUAUCAUGCCUGUAUGAGUCGCAUACUGGCUCCACUUAAGACUGCUGGUACUGAUGGGCUGGUAAUGAGUAGUGGUGAUGGCGUGGAACGUCAUUGUCAUCCUUUGUUUGUGUGCUUUGCGGGCGACUAUCCUGAGCAAUUGCUCGCUACUGGAGUGAAGGAAAUGGAAUGCCUGAAAUGUGACAUUCCUACAGAGGAACUCGGGAGUAACACGGCACCAUUCGAAAUACGCGACCUUCACGCUGUUUUGGACACUCUUUCCAGGAUUGACGACGGUGACCUGGUGUUUGUACAGGCAUGUCGUGAAGCUGGAAUCAAACUCAUUAUACACCCAUACUGGGAGGACCUCCCUCAUGCAAACAUUUUUCAGGCAGUCACACCUGACGUACUACAUCAGUUGUAUCAAGGUCUUAUCAAACAUCUGCUUGGAUGGCUCGCACAAGCAUGUGGUGCAGCAGAGAUUGAUGCACGAUGUCGUCGCUUACCUCCCAAUCAUCAUAUUCGAAUAUUCAUGAAGGGUAUCACCAGCCUCUCAUGUCUCAGCGGUACUGAACACAGUCAAAUAUGCCGAUUUCUCCUCGGUAUCAUCAUCGAUACUCGACUUCCUGGAAACCUUGCUUCAUCUCGCCUCCUCAAGGCUGUGUGCAGUCUUCUCGACUUCCUUUACCUCGCUCAGUACCCAUGUCAUAGUUCUGAGACGCUGCUUUUACUGGAUGAAGCUCGUGCUCUCUUUCACGACAACAAGGAGAUAUUCAUUGACCUCGGAAUCCGAACCAAUUUCAACCUCCCGAAGCUCCACUCAGGACGCCACUACUUGACUAUGAUUCGAACUUUUGGGACGACAGAUAAUUAUAAUAUGGAGUACACAGAGCAGCUACAUAUCAAUCUUGCCAAGGAUGCCUACCGUGCGACCAAUCAUAAGGAUGAAUUUAUACAGAUGACGAAGUGGCUAGAGCGGAAGGAGAAAAUCGCUUGUCAUGAGCAGUUCAUAAAAUGGCGUCUUGAUGAGGAUCAUGCUCCUCAUCAUCUGCAUCCACCUGACUUACACUUUGAUCGCACCCAGCAAUUGACAAAGCAUCCAAGCGCUAAAGCUGUCCCCAUUCAAAAAUUGAUCACUGACUAUGGUGCAACCUACUUCCAACAGGCCCUCGCUCGUUACAUCGCACAACAACAGAAUCCAAAUGAGGUGAUUACUCGCCAGCGCCUGGAAAACCUUUCUGCAGGUAUUCAUCUGCCUUUCCAUGCUGUUCCUGUGUAUCACAAGAUAAAGUGGUUGUUGACCGACGCUCGGGGACACGGCGAUCCGCCUGUCACAGUGGAUAGUAUACAUGCUAGACCCCAUCACAAUGCCCAACGCGAAAAUGAUGUGGUACCAGCACGCUUUGAUACUGCACUUAUCAAUGAUGGUACUGGCUUCCAUGUAGGUCAAAUUCAUCUCGUUUUCUCAAUUCCGGCAUCAGCAACACAGUUUUUGUUCCCUCCAACAAACCAGCCCCCAAAGCAUCUCGCAUAUGUGGAGUGGUUUACCCCCUUUCCUGCAACACCGGAUCCAGGACACAGCAUGUACAAAAUUAGUCGGUUAAUCAAGUCUGGUGAGAGAGUCAUGAGUAUCAUUCCGGUGUCCAAUAUUACCCGCAGCAUCCAUCUCAUGCCAAGGUUUGGAGCUGUUGCACCGCGACACUGGACAGUCAACAAUGUUCUUGAAGAAUGUGACACCUUCUUCGUUAAUUGUUAUAUUGAUAGGCAUAGUUUUGUGACGCUUAGAUGA
Messenger RNA from Suillus fuscotomentosus, 2790 nucleotides. RefSeq lists its product as uncharacterized. The transcript is spliced from 5 exons. Lineage: Eukaryota; Fungi; Basidiomycota; Agaricomycetes; Boletales; Suillaceae. The record is from RefSeq and is a predicted model, not a curated record. Bases 1 to 2790 code for a protein of 929 amino acids.